Molecule: messenger RNA, 1131 nt
Organism: Quercus robur (English oak)
Lineage: Eukaryota; Viridiplantae; Streptophyta; Magnoliopsida; Fagales; Fagaceae
Product: PI-PLC X domain-containing protein At5g67130-like
Exons: 8
Coding region: 1-1131 (376 amino acids)
Biological process (GO): lipid metabolic process
Molecular function (GO): phosphoric diester hydrolase activity
Source: RefSeq, a predicted model, not a curated record
AUGGGUCCCUUGGGAAACAUUCCCUUGGUUAUAAUUUCAGUUCUUCUCAGUGUUACUGCCAUUAUUGAUGCUUGUUCCAAUGGAGGAUGCAAGCUCCUAGAGGAAUGCUCAUCAACUGCAGAUUGUGCGGCUGGCCUAUUGUGUGGCGCUUGUCCUACGAGAUUUGAUAAUGAAAGAUGUAUAAGAUCAACCUUUACAGACCAAUUCAAGCUGCUGAACAAUUCUUUAGCUUUCAACAAAUAUGCAUAUUUGACAACCCACAAUUCUUUUGCCUUUGAUGGAGAACCAUCCCAUACCGGGAUUCCUCGACUUGCAUUGCCAAAUCAAGAAGACAGUAUCACACAACAACUAAAUGAUGGAGUUCGAGCCUUAAUGUUGGACACAUAUGACUUCGAGGAUGACAUUUGGUUGUGCCAUUCAUUUGAAGGGGAAUGUAAUGACUUUACUGCCUUUAGCCCUGCUAUAGACACUUUGAAGGAAGUAGAAGCCUUCUUAGCAGCAAAUCCAUCAGAAAUUGUGACCCUAAUUUUGGAAGACUAUGUAGAAUCCCCAAAUGGAUUAACAAAGGUUUUUAAUGCUUCUGGUUUGAUGAAGUACUGGUUUCCAGUGUCAAACAUGCCUCAAAAUGGUCAAGAUUGGCCUCUUGUCAAAGACAUGGUAGCUAAUAAUCAAAGGCUUAUUGUCUUCACCACAGAGAGAAAAAAGCAAGAAAGCGAAGGAAUAGCUUAUCAAUGGAACUAUAUGGUCGAAAAUAUGUAUGGGGAUGAUGCAAUGAAUUCAGGAAGCUGUCCUAACCGUGCGGAGUCAGCAGCACUCAAUGACAAAACUAAGUCUUUGGUUCUGGUAAAUUACUAUAAGUCAGUUCCAAUUAUGAAAAGCUCGUGUGAAGAUAAUUCACCAGAGCUCCUUAAUAUGCUUCAAACAUGUUAUGGAGCAGCUGGUAACCGAUGGGCUAACUUUAUUGCUGUUGACUUCUACAAGAGGAGUGAUGGUAGAGGAGCAUUUCAAGCUGUAGACAGAUUGAAUGGGAAGCUAUUGUGUGGCUGCAAUGAUGUGAAUGAAUGCGCGCCUGGAUCGUUGACAACGUGCAAUCCAAAGGAACCAAUACAGAAUUCUAAAAUGGCGAUUUGA